This is a messenger RNA of Oncorhynchus nerka (sockeye salmon), 2164 nucleotides long. RefSeq names its product inositol-pentakisphosphate 2-kinase-like. NCBI's taxonomy places the organism in Eukaryota, Metazoa, Chordata, Actinopteri, Salmoniformes, Salmonidae. Gene Ontology annotation, biological process: inositol phosphate biosynthetic process. The record is from RefSeq and is a predicted model, not a curated record. Bases 156 to 1694 code for a protein of 512 amino acids. Gene Ontology annotation, cellular component: nucleus. The transcript has 14 exons. Gene Ontology annotation, molecular function: ATP binding; inositol-1,3,4,5,6-pentakisphosphate 2-kinase activity.
UUUUUUUUGUAAAGUAAUUAACCAUCUGUGGUGUCACUGUCUUGGUGUCAGUAGCUGAAGUAAUUGUUACAGCAUCGGAACUUGUGGUGUGUUGGCCUUGGAAAGUUGUUGGAGUUUAUACAGCGAUACAUUUUAGUACAUCGCACAGUUGUGUUAUGGAACUGGAUAAAAUGGACGAGAACGACUGGAAAUACCACGGCGAGGGCAACAAAAGCCUAGUGGUUUCUCAUGUUCAGCACGCCAGAGUCCUUCGGCUACUGAAGUAUUCUACAGAAGAUGCUGAAAACUCACCUAAGACAACAGAUCAAGCUUUCCUCCACAUACAGAACAUAGUUGACUAUAGUCAAAAUGUCAUGAAGCCACUGCUGGGGGAGAAAUUCGUCCACAAUGGAGAGGCUGUGAAGCUCCCAUUAGACUUUGUCCGCCAGCUGUCAUUGAAGGUCCAGCAGGAAAGGCCAGAGAAUAAGGGUUUUGGAAGUCAUUAUAAGAAAUGGAUGAUUGUGUUGAGCUUGAAAAGAGACGUUUUGGUUUGGAUAACGAUUAAUCAAAUCGACUCAUCCACCAGCCACCGUCGACUCACUUUUGUUUAUUCAUUCUUGUCUUGUGUUUUACAGCCCAAAUGUGGAUUUCUACCAGCCUCUAGACACAUUACGAAAGACAUCAAGAGGAAGGUGUGCCGGUUUUGUAUGCAUCAACAUUUCAAGUUAGCCAAUGGAAAGUGGAAACGGCUGAGUCGGUACUGUCCCUUGGACCUGUUCUCAGGGAACAAACAGAGAAUGUCCCUCGCCAUCAAGAACUUGAUAGAGGAACCACAGAAUAACUUCAACAUUUUCAAGGGUGGAGAGUGUAUCUACAGCUGUAAUGAUGAUGCCGACGUGUUGCAGGACCUGGAUGAAUUGGCUCAGCAUCUACGACCAUAUUUCCUCCCUAGUGGCAGCCUUCUCAACAGGCAGCAGUCUAGUAAAGUGGUUCUGCAUGAGUUGAUUCAGGUGAUUGUGAGCGCCCUGUUGAGCUCCUGGGACUGUCCUCGCUCCGGGCAGCUCAGGAAGACACACCUGUCUGAGGGCAGAGUGACGUGUGAGGCCAGCCUGCUGCACCGGGACCUGCUACGCAACGGUAACCACUGCCUACCCAAAGAUUGUGUCUUGGACAAAAUCCUGGGGACUCAGAUGUUGGAUAAUUUAGAUAUUGAGGGUUUGAGCCCCCUUCUUAAACGAGUGGAACAGCAUCUACAAAUGUUCCCCAAAGAAAGAUGCAGGCUACAGAUGGACGGGCCGUACAAUGCCAGCUUCCUGGAGAAGGUCCAGAACUGUCCCGUUGAAGACGACGGCUCCCUGGAGUACGCUGUCGGGAAGGUCCACCAGUACAGAGUUGCCAUGACAGCCAAGGACUGCUCCAUCAUGGUCGCCAUAGCAACCUGCGGGGAAGACGACGGGUUGGACCAGAGCCUGGAGAUCCAGACUACGAAGCCUCGUUUCACAUGCUCCGUGUCCAUCCUAGACCUGGACCCUAAACCCUACGAGAGCAUCUCUCACCAGAGCAGACUGGACUCAAAGAUAGUCAACCACUACCUGAGGAGGACACAGCCCAACAACCAGGAACUAGACAACCUGGAGGAACUGGCCAAUCAGAGCCUGUUCCUGGGCCGGGACAGAGACGGAGAGGAUUGUACUCUGGUGUUCCAUCCUGUAUAGCAACUCCCUCCGCUGCCUGGCCUUGUGCCGUCUGGCUGUUACCCCCUCCUCUGUACCCGGACCCUAACCCCCACCUCGUACUCCCAGACCAACCGCUGCUGUGGAACUGAAAUAAUGAUUUGAAUGAACUGAGAAACUUAUCCUUAUUUUAGAUUUGUGUUUUCUCUUUAAAAAACGAAACAUAGUAUGGCAUAUGUUUUUGGUUUUCUAGACCUGGUAAAAAAUGAUUUUAUGACUACCACUAGCUGCAACAGAAUACCAUGUUUGUCUCUGCUGCCAGUAUGGAGGUCAGAGGUCGUUUCACAAGUCAAUGCUAACUAGCGUGACAGGAACAGCUGGUAUGCUAGCUGUUCCUGUUAAUCUGACGACUAAAGUCAAUAGAUUGUUAGUUUACACGUCCUCUUGCAAUUAAACGUAGAUAGUUUCAUUAUUUUGAACCAAAUCUAUUAAUUUUAAAAUGUUGAUUUUUA